AUGUCGUGCUGCGCACAUGAUUUUCCGCGUCGAUCCAGAGUUUCUCGUCUGUGCGUCUUUAUCUCGAAUGUCUUCGUAUCGAGGAGAAAAAAUCAAUUAGCCAUUAUUAUUUUAUUUUUUUCAUCGUCGCAGGACCUGCCUUGCAAUACAACCAGCAACUUGCUGGUUCCGUAUGUCAAGACGGGCCGUUUUUUUCACCGAUCAUUCAUCUCCGUAAACAACGCCUACGGCAGAUUCCGAGCUGCUCGAUUGGUAUAGCCUCGCGCGAGGAUUUAUUAAUUCCCGCGUUUAUCCUCUUAGCAGCGAUAGCCAUGCCGGUGCCAAGCUUCGCUCCCACUACGGGCAUCCUAGGUCGAAUUCGGCGAUGCUGU
This is a messenger RNA of Periconia digitata, 371 nucleotides long. The record is from the annotation of a GenBank genome assembly. Lineage: Eukaryota; Fungi; Ascomycota; Dothideomycetes; Pleosporales; Periconiaceae.